AGAAACUCAGAAAAAUUUCAAUUUCUCUGCAAUGGCGGAAUCUCGAUCGGUUUCACCGACUCCUCUACUGAAAGACGAGCUUGAUAUUGUUAUUCCGACCAUUAGAAACCUCGAUUUCCUCGAGAUGUGGAGGCCUUUCUUCCAGCCCUAUCAUCUCAUCAUCAUUCAAGACGGCGACCCGUCCAAAACUAUCAGAGUUCCUCAGGGUUUCGAUUACGAGCUCUACAAUCGCAACGAUAUCAACCGGAUUUUGGGUCCUAAAGCUUCCUGCAUUUCUUAUAAGGAUUCAGCCUGUCGCUGCUUUGGAUUUAUGGUUUCCAAGAAGAAGUAUAUCUUCACCAUUGACGACGAUUGCUUUGUUGCUAAAGAUCCUUCUGGAAAAGACAUUAAUGCACUUGAGCAACAUAUCAAGAACGUUCUAACUCCAUCAACACCAUUUUUCUUCAACACCCUUUACGAUCCAUUCAGAGAUGGUGCUGAUUUCGUCCGUGGAUAUCCAUUCAGCCUACGUGAGGGCAUUCCCACCGCUGUUUCCCACGGUCUCUGGCUUAACAUCCCAGAUUACGACGCCCCAACUCAACUAGUUAAACCUCUUGAGAGAAAUACCCGGUAUGUAGAUGCUGUUAUGACUAUCCCUAAGGGAACCCUCUUCCCUAUGUGUGGUAUGAAUUUGGCUUUCAACCGCGAUUUGAUAGGCCCGGCUAUGUACUUCGGCCUCAUGGGCGAUGGCCAGCCCAUUGGAAGGUACGAUGAUAUGUGGGCUGGCUGGUGUAUGAAGGUUAUAUGUGAUCACAUGGGUUUGGGAGUGAAAACUGGUUUACCAUACAUAUGGCAUAGUAAAGCCAGCAACCCUUUUGUGAAUCUUAAGAAGGAAUACAAAGGAAUUUAUUGGCAAGAGGAGUUAAUCCCAUUUUUUCAAUCGACUGUUCUUCCAAAGGAAUGCACGAGUGUGCAGAAAUGUUAUCUUGAACUGUCUAAGCAAGUGAGGGCGAAAUUGGGAAAAGUUGACGAGUAUUUUAUCAAAUUGGCCGAUGCUAUGGUCACAUGGAUUGAGGCGUGGGACGAGCUGAACCCAACUGAUCAGGGAUCUAGUCAGGCAUUGGCUAAUGGUAUCAAGAAAAUAGGGAUAUAGAUCGAUAGAUAUUCAUCUUCUUGUUGUUUGGAGUUGUGAACAAUAAUAGUAAUAAAAUUGAUGAGCUUUCAUUUCAUUUCAUUGUAUUAUGGCUUUGGAAAAUCAGUUUGUGGGAUUUUGGAUCUGAGUUGGGUUUCUAA
Molecule: messenger RNA, 1272 nt
Organism: Impatiens glandulifera
Lineage: Eukaryota; Viridiplantae; Streptophyta; Magnoliopsida; Ericales; Balsaminaceae
Product: UDP-arabinopyranose mutase 1-like
Exons: 4
Coding region: 32-1132 (366 amino acids)
Biological process (GO): UDP-L-arabinose metabolic process; plant-type cell wall biogenesis
Cellular component (GO): cytosol; Golgi apparatus
Molecular function (GO): UDP-arabinopyranose mutase activity
Source: RefSeq, a predicted model, not a curated record